AUGGAAACAUUGGAGUCAGAACUAACCUGUCCUAUUUGUCUGGAGCUUUUUGAAGACCCACUUCUGCUUCCGUGCGCUCAUAGCCUGUGUUUCAGCUGUGCCCACCGUAUAUUGGUUUCUGCAAAUUCUUCUAGUGAAAUAGUGGAACCUGUUACAGCCUUUCAGUGUCCAACUUGUAGAUAUGUCAUUUCUCUCAGUCAUCGUGGUUUGGAAGGGUUAAAACGCAACAUCACUUUACAAAACAUUAUUGACCGCUUCCAAAAGGUCUCCCUGAGUGUGCCAAGUUCUCCCAGUGACGAAAACAGAGACAAAAUCUACAAAAAUAUCCCAAUCAUGGCAACAGAGAGGAUUCCUUGCCAGUUCUGUGAGAUGGAACCACCAAGAGAUGCUGUGAAGACCUGUAUCACUUGUGAGGUGUCUUAUUGUGACCGCUGUCUACGUGCAACUCACCCUAACAAGAAGCCUUUUACCAGUCACCGCCUGGUGGAGCCAGUAUCAGAUGCACAUUUUCGAGGAUUUGUUUGUGUGGAACAUGAGAAUGAGAAGGUUAUUAUGUACUGUACUGUAGAUGAUCAGCUUAUUUGUGCCUUAUGCAAAAUAGUGGGUAGACACAGAGAUCAUCAGGUGGCUUCAUUAAGUGAUCGAUAUGAAAAACUGAAGCAAACUCUGGAAUCCAAUAUCACCAGUUUGGUCAAACACAGCGGUGAACUUGAAACCCAAAUGGCUAAACUUAUUCAAAUUUGCCAGCAGAUAGAGGUUAAUACCAGCAUGCAUGAGGCAAAGCUCAGUGAGGAAUGUGAUGAACUUAUGGACAUAAUACAAAGAAGAAAGCAAAUGAUUGCAGUGAAGAUUAAGGAAACAAAGGUAAUGAAGUUAAGGAAACUUGCUCAGCAAAUCGCAAACUGUCGACAAAGGCUUGAGCGAUCAACAGUGCUAAUUAACCAAGCUGACCAUCUCCUUAAAGAAAACGAUCAUGCAAGGUUCCUUCAAGCUGCCAAAACAGUAGUAGACAGAGUAUCCAUGGCAACAACAUCUUCUCAAGCUCUUCUCCCUGAUGUCAAUUUAAAUGAUGCCUUUGAAAACUUUGCCCUGGAUUUCUCUAGAGAGAAAAAAUUGUUGGAAGGUUUAGACUAUGUAACCGCUCCGAACCCCCCUACCAUAAGAGAAGAACUGUGUACUGCAUCUCAUGACACUAUGACAGUCCAUUGGAUGUCUGAUGAUGAAUUCAGCAUUGGUUCUUAUGAGCUACAAUAUACCAUCUAUACUGGGCAAUCCAAUUUCAUCAGUCUCUAUAGCUCCAUGGACAGCUGGAUGAUUGUGCCCAAUAUCAAGCAGAACCAUUACACUGUGCAUGGACUCCAGAGUGGUACGCGUUAUAUAUUUUUGGUCAAAGCAAUAAACCAGGCUGGAAGCAGACACAGUGAUCCGGCAAGGCUUAAAACUAACAGUCAGCCGUUUAAACUUGACCCUAAAUUUGCACAUAAAAAGCUAAAAAUAUCCAAUGAUGGAAUGCAGAUGGAAAAAGAAGAAAGUUCAUUGAAAAAGAGUCAUACACCGGAGCGCUUCAGUGGAACAGGAUGCUAUGGGGCAACUGGUAAUGUCUUUAUUGACAGUGGAUGCCAUUACUGGGAAGUAGCUGUAGGAAAUUCUACAUGGUACGCAGUAGGAAUUGCUUACAAGUCUGCUCCUAAGAAUGAAUGGAUUGGAAAGAACACCUCUUCUUGGGUUUUCUCUAGAUGUAAUAACAAUUUCCUUGUUAGGCACAAUAAUAAAGAGGUUCUCGUGGAUGUUCAUCCUCAGCUGAAACGUUUGGGUGUCCUCCUAGACUAUGACAAUAACAUACUUUCUUUCUAUGAUCCAGCUAACUCCUGUCACCUGCACACAUUUGAGAUCUCAUUUAUCCUGCCUGUUUGUCCUACGUUUACCAUAUGGAACAAGUCCCUGCUGAUUUUGUCAGGUCUCCCAGCUCCAGAUUUUAUGGACACAGUUGUGUCUCUUCAGCCAGAGAGUAUUUGUAGACCACAAGAAUCUCCAUAUGUAUCUGGACUCAAACCUUGCCAAUGAACACAACAUGGCAACCUGCCACAGGGCCCUUCAAUAGGAGUAUAAGGAUGAAGCCACACCUAUACUUUUUGUAGCACUUUUAAUUGAUUUUAACUAUUAAGCUACAGCUGGAGUCCAAAUCAGUAAACCAGUGUAUUGCAGCUGCCAUUUCACACAAAGUCUCAGUGUAGUGCUAUUUUUUCCAUCUAAAAUAAUCUCAGAUGGAAAUAGCUAAAACAGAUGAAAAAUGUGCAUAACAGAUGCUUAAAAUACAGGAUCCAUUAUUUUAGUUUUUUCUGUUCUUAUUACGGAACAACAUUAGAUAUUGGAAUAUUGGACAUCUA
This is a messenger RNA of Bufo gargarizans (Asiatic toad), 2387 nucleotides long. RefSeq names its product midline 2 (gene MID2). The transcript is spliced from 9 exons. The record is from RefSeq and is a predicted model, not a curated record. The coding region runs from base 1 to 2064 and encodes 687 amino acids. Lineage: Eukaryota; Metazoa; Chordata; Amphibia; Anura; Bufonidae. Gene Ontology annotation, molecular function: protein binding; zinc ion binding.